Messenger RNA from Arabidopsis thaliana (thale cress), 1258 nucleotides. Its product is annotated as 2-oxoglutarate (2OG) and Fe(II)-dependent oxygenase superfamily protein. The record is from RefSeq and is marked reviewed. The transcript is spliced from 3 exons. NCBI's taxonomy places the organism in Eukaryota, Viridiplantae, Streptophyta, Magnoliopsida, Brassicales, Brassicaceae. Gene Ontology annotation, cellular component: nucleus; cytoplasm. Gene Ontology annotation, molecular function: iron ion binding; 2-oxoglutarate-dependent dioxygenase activity. Bases 185 to 1258 code for a protein of 357 amino acids.
AAAGAUGCUGCAGGUGGUUUCCAAUACCGUAAGCAAACUAGGAAAAAUAUAAAAAUGUUGACUUUACAAAAUUGGGAUAUUUAUCUUUCUAGAAGAAAUUUUAACAAGUAUAUAUAUACGCUAUGCAUGUUGCCAUACUCUUUAGUAUAGUAGUACUAAAUACAUAAAGAGCAAACAAAAAAAUAUGGAGGAAACAAAAAUGAGUUUGCUUGAUGAUUCUUUUACAAGUGCAAUGACACUUACCAAUUCAGGUGUGCCUCAAGUCCCUGAUCGCUACGUUCUUCCUCCUUCGCAAAGGCCAGCUCUUGGUUCAAGCUUAGGCACCAGCGAGACUACACUUCCUGUCAUUGAUCUCUCUCUUUUGCACCAACCUUUCCUUCGAUCCCUCGCAAUCCACGAGAUUAGCAUGGCCUGCAAGGAGUUUGGUUUCUUUCAGGUUAUAAACCAUGGAAUACCAUCAUCAGUGGUUAACGAUGCCUUAGAUGCAGCAACACAGUUCUUCGACUUACCUGUGGAAGAGAAGAUGCUUCUGGUGUCUGCAAACGUUCAUGAGCCAGUCAGGUAUGGCACAAGCCUUAACCAUUCAACAGACAGAGUUCACUACUGGAGAGAUUUCAUCAAGCAUUACUCUCAUCCACUCUCAAAGUGGAUCGAUAUGUGGCCAUCAAAUCCUCCAUGCUACAAGGAUAAAGUGGGCAAGUAUGCAGAGGCAACACAUUUGCUACACAAGCAGUUAAUAGAAGCUAUCUCAGAAAGCCUGGGACUGGAGAAAAAUUACUUACAAGAAGAGAUAGAAGAAGGCUCACAAGUCAUGGCAGUGAAUUGUUAUCCAGCAUGCCCGGAACCUGAAAUGGCCUUGGGAAUGCCACCACACUCAGACUUCAGCUCACUGACCAUCUUACUUCAGAGUAGCAAGGGACUCCAGAUAAUGGACUGCAACAAAAACUGGGUUUGUGUGCCGUAUAUAGAAGGAGCUUUGAUAGUUCAGCUGGGAGAUCAGGUAGAGGUGAUGAGCAACGGCAUAUACAAGAGCGUCAUUCAUCGUGUAACAGUGAACAAAGAAGUCAAAAGGCUAUCUUUUGCAAGUCUUCACAGUCUACCUCUGCACAAGAAAAUAAGUCCAGCACCAAAACUCGUCAACCCAAACAAUGCACCAGCCUAUGGAGAGUUUAGUUUCAACGAUUUUCUGAACUACAUCUCAAGCAACGAUUUUAUACAAGAAAGAUUCAUUGACACAAUAAAGAAAAGCAGUUCCUAA